AUGAUCUCAUCAUCGGACGCAAGCGCGGAGCCGCGGCCUCUCGCGCCGAAAUUCUCCACCAGAUGGUCAAGGCUGACGCAUGACGUGCUGAGCGCCGGUCGCGCGGCGCCGCCGAGCAGCAGCGCGCCGCGAAGCACGUCGCGGCGGCGGGAGCCCGCGUCGAAGCGCCGCCCGUGCUUCGAGCCGGCGCUUCUGCUGCUUCCGGACGGUUCCGUCCAGAUCGUGCCAGUGUGCUCGUACGACGAGUCCGACUCGCUGGCCAAGACCUCUUCUUCCGCACACAGCCAGACUGGGAGUCAGACUCGCCGCACCCUCACUGCUGUGAGGAAGAACAGCAAUGGCGCACGAGACCCAUCAUCUCGCGUCGCGACUUUGACGGAGGACAUCCGUUCCGACAAUCCAAUUGCUGGCGAUUCAAUUCCCCUCAGUAAACAUCAUGAUGCGAGCCGGAGGGCCACUCGCGUGAGCGACGUGCUUCAGGAUCAUCCGGGCUGUCAGGUGGGCUCGCUGACGUCAUCGCACGGCUGCUUCCUGCGCCCGCAGCACGUGUUAAAGCCCGGCCACGUGUACUUCCUCCAGCCGCCCCUGGCGCUCCCGGCUCCCCAUGAUCAUGGAACCUCAUUUUCAGGUCGCGGUGACGAUGAGAACUCUGCUGAGAUUGAGAUGAUUUCAGUAACUGCUGCUGCACGCUCAGAUGAUUCACUUUCCACGCUCUCAACGCUCUCAGCAUUCUCCGGUCCACUUUCAACGUUUUCAGCGUCUUCCGGUGCACUCUCAACGCUCUCAGAGGGCACAGCAGGCGUGCAAGACCCACUAUUCCUGGCCGGCCAGACUGGAGGUGCUGCGGGUGCCAUGGAGAAUUACCGGGCCUUAUUUGAAGCUCUGGAAUCAGCCAACAGCACUCCGGCCAGGAGAUUCGGCGGCAUCAACACCAGCAGUAACAGCAGCACCACCACCAGCAGCAGCAGCAGCAGCAGCAGCAGCAGCAGCAGCAGCAGCAGCAGCAGCAGCAGCAGCAGCAGCAGCAGCAGCAGCAGCAGCAGCAGCAGCAAGCAGCAGCAGCAGCAGCAGCAGCAGCAGCAGCAGCAGCAGCAGCAGCAGCAGCAGCAGCAGCAGCAGCAGCAGCAGCAGCAGCAGCAGCAGCAGCAGCAGCAGCAGCAGCAGCAGCAGCAGCAGCAGCAGCAGCAGCAGCAGCAGCAGCAGCAGCAGCAGCAGCAGCAGCAGCAGCAGCAGCAGCAGCAGCAGCAGCAGCAGCAGCAGCAGCAGCAGCAGCAGCAGCAGCAGCAGCAGCAGCAGCAGCAGCAGCAGCAGCAGCAGCAGCAGCAGCAGCAGCAGCAGCAGCAGCAGCAGCAGCAGCAGCAGCAGCAGCAGCAGCAGCAGCAGCAGCAGCAGCAGCAGCAGCAGCAGCAGCAGCAGCAGCAGCAGCAGCAGCAGCAGCAGCAGCAGCAGCAGCAGCAGCAGCAGCAGCAGCAGCAGCAGCAGCAGCAGCAGCAGCAGCAGCAGCAGCAGCAGCAGCAGCAGCAGCAGCAGCAGCAGCAGCAGCAGCAGCAGCAGCAGCAGCAGCGUCAGCAGAAUCAGCAGCAGUGCUAG
This is a messenger RNA of Closterium sp. Naga37s-1, 1590 nucleotides long. Lineage: Eukaryota; Viridiplantae; Streptophyta; Zygnematophyceae; Desmidiales; Closteriaceae. The record is from the annotation of a GenBank genome assembly.